This is a messenger RNA of Knipowitschia caucasica, 1533 nucleotides long. Lineage: Eukaryota; Metazoa; Chordata; Actinopteri; Gobiiformes; Gobiidae. The record is from the annotation of a GenBank genome assembly.
AUGUUUUUAAAUGUUUACCUCCACGCGCCUUCUGCCGCAGAGACACACCGCUGCCGCGCGUGCGCGUCUGUGCACGUGCGUGCGCCUGAGAGCGAGCUCCCAUUGGCUGCUGCGCCCCUCCCACGUGACCCUGCCUCGCGCAGUGGUUGGCUGCGCGCUCCCGGCUCCGGCCUCUGUGCGUGUGCGCGCGGCCCGUGCGCGCGGCCCCAAAGCCAAAUGAAGCAGCGUCAGAUCCACACUGUCCCCCGCCGCCGCUCCGUGAUGCGGGACCGAGACCGAGACCUGAAGAUGCUGCAGAAGUCCUCGUUCUCCAUCAACGCGCUGCUCCCGGAGGCCGCGCGCAGCGAUCGGAACGAGAGGGAGGCACGCGAGGCGAGAGAGGCGCGAGAGGCGGCUCUGAGAGAGUCACUGCGGGAACCUCUACGGGAACCUCUACGGGAGCCUAUACGGGAGCCGCUACGGGAGCCGUUACGGGAGCCUCUACGGGAGCCUCUACGGGAGCCGCUACGGGACCAGAUCCAGGACCAGGACCGGGAGCAGCGCGAGCAGAGCCCGGGCAGAGCAGCUGUUCCUCCCGCUGAGCUGAAGCCCGAGGCCCGGGAGCAGGAGGCGGAGAAGGACGCGGACCCAGCGGAGAAGAAGGAGGAGGAGAAGAAGGGGAAGUACGAGAAGCCUCCGUUCAGCUACAACGCGCUCAUCAUGAUGGCGAUCCGCCAGAGCCCGGAGAAGCGCCUCACGCUCAACGGCAUCUACGAGUUCAUCAUGAAGAACUUCCCGUACUAUCGCGAGAACAAGCAGGGCUGGCAGAACUCCAUCCGCCACAACCUCAGCCUCAACAAGUGCUUCGUGAAAGUCCCGCGACACUAUGACGACCCGGGGAAGGGCAACUACUGGAUGUUGGACCCGAGCAGCGACGACGUGUUCAUCGGCGGAACCACCGGAAAGCUGCGGCGGCGCUCCACCACGUCACGCGCCAAACUGGCCUUCAAGCGGGGCGCGCGCCUGACGUCGGGACUCACGUUCAUGGAGCGCGCGGGCUCGCUGUACUGGCCCGUGUCCCCGUUUCUGCGUGCAGGACACUUCGGGUAUAACGGCUCUUCUUCCGGGUACCACGCGCACCACGCCAUGUCGUACGGAGGCAUCGGAGGCAUGCUUGCGCCCACCACGGCCCCGUUCCCCGCCACGUGUCCGGACCUGCCGUACGCCACGCACCACCUGACAGCCGCGGCGCUCGCGGCCUCGUGCUCGUCCUCGUACCCGCUGAACCCGUGCCUCCUCGCGGGACAGACCAGCUACUUCUUCCCACACGCCCCGCACGCGUCCACGAGCUCCGCGCCCACAGUGUCCCUGUCCCGCGUGUCCACCGCCGUAUCCCCGCAGACGCACGCGCCCCCGGUGUCAGCGCCUGCGCUUUGUGACUCUCUGAGGCCUCUGUCCGGGCCCUUCACCGGGCUGUCCCCGGGGCUGUCCACGGGGCUCAGUGACUACUUCACCCAGACCCAGGGCUCAGCCCCAAACCCGCUGAUCCACUAA